This is a messenger RNA of Drosophila gunungcola (fruit fly), 1290 nucleotides long. RefSeq names its product putative phosphatidate phosphatase. NCBI's taxonomy places the organism in Eukaryota, Metazoa, Arthropoda, Insecta, Diptera, Drosophilidae. Gene Ontology annotation, biological process: phospholipid dephosphorylation; signal transduction; phospholipid metabolic process. Gene Ontology annotation, molecular function: phosphatidate phosphatase activity. The record is from RefSeq and is a predicted model, not a curated record.
UAAUAGCGACAGCACGUGCGUGGCAACAAGUUGAUAUCUGAUAAGAGUGCAAAACAGCUAGCUUUAGCUCAGCGAUCAAAGGCGAUCACUUUGCUUUCGAACCGGGAUUUCCAUCGAACGGACUACAAGUAUAUUGUCGACGUCAGCUCGAGCCCCCUUUUGGCUGGAGUCUAAUAAUACAAUCAGUGACAACAAUGCGAAUUGUUUAUUAAUAAUUCGACUCAGCUCAGAUUGCUGGGGGCUGAUGUCCGACUUCGACCCGCGCCACAGAUCAGUAGUCACUGAGUCGUCGAAUCGAGCGCACGGCAUCCGGAUCGAGCACCCAAGAUGAGCUUCAGCCUUCGCUUCCGGCCCCCUGUCCACCUGCUGGUGGACGUGCUCCUGCUGGGCCUCCUGCUCGUCCUGGUGGAGAACUUCGCCCGCUUCUGGGGACCGCCCACGAAGCGUGGCUUCUUCUGCGACGACCAGUCCUUGAUGUACCCGUACCACGAGAACACCGUCAGCCCCACGCUGCUCCACUGGCUGGGACUCUACCUGCCGCUGAUCCUGCUGUUCGUCCUGGAGAGCCUCUUCUGCUACCAGGGGGGCGUGGACCAGUGGGCGAAGCUCUGGCCGUUGCAGAACACAGUGCGCUGGUUCCUCUACGGCUAUGUGUUCAACGACCUGCUCAAAGGCAUUGCCAAGCACACAAUCGGACGCCUGCGGCCCCACUUCUUCGCAGUGUGCCGACCCCACUUCCCGGACGGGACCAACUGCUCCGAUGUGGCCCAUCGCGGGGAACUGGUAAGGGGGGAGUACCACGCGGACUACACCUGCCGGCCCGAUCUGUCGCUGGCCAGCGAGGACAUGAUCCGGGACGUGAACGUCUCAUUCCCCAGCGGCCACUCCGCCAUGGCCUUCUACGGCCUGGUCUUCGUGGCGUUGCACCUGCGCCGCCGACGCUGGCCCCUGGAUGGCUCCCUGCUGGGCCCCGUGCUCCAGCUGGCCUGUGUGGCCGUGGCCUGGUUCGUGGCCCUCAGCCGGGUGAUGGACUUCAAGCACCACUGGUCAGAUGUUGCGGCCGGCUCGCUGCUGGGUGCCGGCACCGCCCUUGCGGUCGUCCAGGCUGCCGCCUGCGUGGAGCGGCGGAGGAGGUGCCCGGAUCCGGAGCAGGCGGCCUCGACCGACGCAGAAAAGGUGGGUGGCCAACAGGUGCCGCACGAUUUGUGUCUGGUUUCGUGCCAGAGCUCUGAUUAGUCGGGCUCCGGCACUGGUAGUCUAAGGUUGACAAUAAAGUUAGUGACAAGAGAA